Messenger RNA from Peniophora sp. CBMAI 1063, 579 nucleotides. The record is from the annotation of a GenBank genome assembly. NCBI's taxonomy places the organism in Eukaryota, Fungi, Basidiomycota, Agaricomycetes, Russulales, Peniophoraceae.
AUGUCCGCCACUAUCGAGGAGGUCCACGACCACGAUCACCACGACCAUGACCAUGACCACGACCACGACCACGAGGACCCGACGUCCGACGCGGCGCUGAACAAGAUCCAGUCGCGUUCGGAGCGUAAGGCCCGCAAGGCGCUCAUCUCGCUUGGCCUCCAGAAGGUCCCCAACAUCACCCGUGUCACCGUCAAGAGGCCCAAGAACUUCCUCCUCGUUCUUACGGCACCCGAUGUGUACAAGUCGCAGAACAGUGACACCUACAUCGUCUUCGGCGAGGCCAAGAUGGAGGACGCGAACCAGCUGAACGCGGCGCAGCAGUUCGCUCAGGGUGGUGGAGCUGGUGCCCUUAGCAACUUCGGUGGUGCGGGUGCUGGUGCGGACGAUGAUGAUGAUGACGAUGACAUCCCCGAGCUCGAGGAGCCCGAGGAGGAGGGCACCGUCGACGAGACUGGUGUCGAUGCGAAGGAUAUCGAGCUCGUGAUGCAGCAGGUCAACUGCACGAGGGCAAAGGCGGUCAAGGCGCUGAGGGAGAGCGGAGGCGAUCUUAUCAACGCCAUUAUGGCCGCGAGCGAGUAA